Molecule: messenger RNA, 3865 nt
Organism: Porites lobata
Lineage: Eukaryota; Metazoa; Cnidaria; Anthozoa; Scleractinia; Poritidae
Source: the annotation of a GenBank genome assembly
AUGGGUCUCUUUAUAUUUGCGCAAAGUAACCUAGAACGCGCAAAAAGAGAACUCAAAAGGCUACGAGAUGAGCUAGCCGGUGCUAACAAGAAGAGCGACAUUUUGUUCCUGCUGGACACCUCCGGAAGUUUGUCGUCCUAUGAGUUUCAAACUGAAAAGGGAUUCGUCAUUAACUUUUUGAACACUAUAACUGUUAGCAUGGGUGCUACCCGAAUAGAAGUCAUACCUUUUGCCGACACAGCGAGCCGAUACAUAGACGGAGUUUCCGCUCCCUUCUUGGACAAGCACAAGUGCUCGCUGGUUGAAACGUUCAAGUCUAUGCCUCAAAGCAUCAAUGAUGUCAACAGAAAUACAUAUGAAGCCUUUAAACUGGCCUUCGAUGUCUGCCUUGGACAAUUAAGCGCUAUGAAAAGGGUUCCCUUGUCUCUAGUGAGAACUGUCGUUAUUCUCGUCACAGUUGGACCUUGGCAAGGCCAGAGCCCUGCUUCUAUUGCCAAGAAUCUACAACAGGCUAAUAUUGAGGUAUUUGUGAUUGGCGUCGGAAACAGCUUUCUCGAGAACAACUUACAAAAGAUAGUUAAUAAUGCAGACAAACAAGCCUUUUACUUCAGACCCUUUCAGGAGUUUACUGAACUGUCGGUUUUUCUUAGAGGAGGUGAGUGAACGCCGGAAGCUUUAAUUUUUACAAUUGUUUUUUUGCAUAUUUGGAUGUAGAAAGUAAUACAACAACAAUCUUUAUUUGCAAGACCACACAAGUACAUACAGUAUUUCUAAAGCUAUUUAUAUUAAUUAUGUUGUAAGAAUAAGAACCAAAAAUUAAUCACCGGACGGUUUAACUUCUCUUAUACGUCGCAAAAUAAUAAAAAAUAAAUUUGAUAAAAUAAAUAAAUACUACUAAUAAUUAAAAUUCCAACAAUUAUAACAAUGAUAGUCUUACACUCGAAUUAAGUUUAGUUAGUCAGUGAUUUGAAGUUACGAGCCUGAUUACUCUGAACUUAACGACACAAAGUCCUAUUACCAUCAGUCAUGUGAUAAUAAUCUUAGGAAUGGCACGAGGAGCCGCAAGGGGUGAUAUUUUUGCACGGCAUCUGGCGGCACAUCAAAGAAUUUGGAAUUGAAGGGCAAAUUCCUAGAAUAUCUUCGCCAGUUAAGCUAGAGAAAAGGUGUUAGAAAACCUCAGGAUCCAAAACAACACGUCAAUCAAAAUAUCACUUGGACCUUUUCGCUAAUGAAGAGCUAUCACGCGGCUAAGCUUGAAUUAGACAUAUAUUGAAAUAGGAACUCGUGUCAAUAAAGUAUCAGAAGUGAGCGGGAAUCGCUCCUGGUUAAAAAACUGGUUCACAGGGAUAUGCAUCUCUUCUAGUUAAGAGAAGGGAAUCAGAGCUGCUUUUCAUGCAGGAACAGGUUUUCUUCGGGCUAACUACAAAACCUCAGCUUAUUUCACUCCUUGACAUUGUCAAAGCGCAUUUUGUAAAGAUAACUUUUUCCGCUUUAUGAGCUUUUUUUAUAUUCUAUUCCAUAAAUGUUUAACCUCCCUCAAAAAGCCAAGUAAUAUAAAUGCUGUUGUUAAAAAAAGCGUUUUACUUGUUUACGUGAAUUCGCUACCCAAAGAUCACUAUGCUGAAAGGACAGGGCAAAAUUUCCAGGAGAGAGGCAUUAAUUUUUUUUCCCACGAGGUUACAAAGAGAAAAUGCAAUGAUUAUUAUUAAUGUAACCAUCAGGUAUACUCUACCCACGAGUUUACGGACAGCAAAUGCAGUGAUUAUUAUUAAUGUAGCCAUCGGGUAUAUUCUACCCACGAGGUUACAAAGAGAAAUGCAAUGAUUGUUAUUAACGUAACCUUCAGGUAUGUUCUACCCACGAGGUUACAGAGAGCAAAUGUAGUGAUUAUUAUUAAAUGUAACCGUCAGGUAUAUUCUACCCACGAGGUUACAAAGAGAAAAUGCAAUGAUUAUUAUUAACGUAACCUUCAGGUAUGUUCUACCCACGAGGUUACAGAGAGAAAAUGCAGUGAUUAUUAUUAAAUGUAACCGUCAGGUAUAUUCUACCCACGAGGUUACGGAGAGCAAAUGCAGUGAUAUUAUUAAUGUAACCAUCAGGUAUGUUCUACCCACGAGGUUACAAAGAGAAAGUGCAAUGAUUAUUAUUUACGUAACCUUCAGGUAUGUUCUACCCACGAGGUUACAGAGAGCAAAUGCAGUGAUUAUUAUUAAAUGUAACCGUCAGGUAUAUUCUACCCACGAGGUUACAAAGAGAAAAUGCAAAGAUUAUUAUUAUCGUAACCUUCAGGUAUGUUCUACCCACGAGGUUACAGAGAGCAAAUGCAGUGAUUAUUAUUAACGUAACCUUCAGGUAUGUUCUACCCACGAGGUUACAGAGAGCCUGCAAAUGCAGUGACAAUUAUUAGAUUUUAGUGCAACUAUCAGGUUGAGUUCCUCCAUUAAAAGAGUUUUUUGCUAGGGUUAAACAAGUUUGGCUUUCAUGAGUUUCAAGGUGCAAGAAAUUAUCAGUAUAAUUAUAGCACACAAACAUUGUCAUCUAAUUUUUCGCACGUAGCCGGAAUAAGCCAAGAAAUGAAGCAUAUAUAACGAAAAAUCGUUCUCAGAUGAUCUUCAUAUUAAAUAAAUUAUACUAAACGUUGCGAAAGAAAUUAUUGUUCGUAUCCGUCUUAUCCAUUGUAAAAGCGAGGGGUCAUCGCAUGACAUCCGGUAUAUUAAACAGAGGUAAUACUCACGGGUUUCACGAGUUGUAUGCACUAUUUUUCGCCGAGAAACAAAUUUAAACUUCAAUUCUUACCUUACAGUAGUCCGUUCUUUUACCUUGCAUUCGACAACAAAUCUGUUAAAGGCGAACAAAGCGAUUCCGGCACUCUUCUUUAUGAUGAGUAGCAAGCCGCAGGAACUGAAGCCGCUUGACUGAAGUAAAAUCCACCGAUAUGCACGGCAUUCUCACUACAAAUAUAAACAAACGUUGCGGGGAAAAAAACGACGAGGAGGAAAAAUGCCAGAUCUUCGCCUUGGCAAUGUAUUCCAGCUACCAUGCCGGCGUAUCUCCAGAAGGUGGACUCGAAGUGAGACAAACCUUGUGAAUUUUUUUAGACGCCCUUUGCGCGCAAACUAAUUUAUUCUGGCGCGAAAUGAAGAUUAACAAUAGGUAUACUGAAAUCUAAUCCACGACAAGAAGAUUUUCGCACUGUAGCGCGACAUAUUAAAUGCCUAUUUUUACAAGUAUGCGGAGAAAGUGGUCCACUAGUUUAACUUUUUUAAGAUGAAUUUACUCCACAAAGGCAAAAUGAAUGUUUUAUCUCUAUGUUGUUUACGUGCCGGAUUAGAAGGCAGAAGUAAAUUCAUCAUACAGACCCCAUCAAAAUGAAAGUACACGAAUGAAACGGAAUAAGUCUGGAACGGUUUAGUUUCUACUCGGCAGCUUCUUUGCUUUUAUAACAAAAAUUUAAUGUUGCAGUCUGUUUUAAACGUUGGCAUAUCAACGCGUACAGUCACUGAAUGAAAACAACAGUCACGAUCACGUUCUUCGAAACCGACCAGACGCGCGCGACCUACCACUGUUAUGGCAAGCAAUUAUCCUGAAGGUGUUAAUGUUCCCGUGACAGUCUUCGCACUGAAGGUGUAAAUGGUAAACCGAACGGUCGCUUUGAUCAUCAGAAAGACCUGUCAACUUUGAUGAUUUAACUGAUUAAAUUACGGGACAGAAAUUUUACUCCUUGCGGCUCCUCGUGUGAUAUUUAUCAAAGUACAAAGUUGCAUUAUCAUUACGGCGAUCAAUUAUUAACUGUCCACAGACUGUAACACAAUAAGAGAGUGACUAGCUAUAAUCAUAACUUAUUUUGUUUUAUUUCUUACAAGAA